Molecule: messenger RNA, 1026 nt
Organism: Aspergillus chevalieri
Lineage: Eukaryota; Fungi; Ascomycota; Eurotiomycetes; Eurotiales; Aspergillaceae
Exons: 1
Coding region: 1-1026 (341 amino acids)
Biological process (GO): positive regulation of transcription by RNA polymerase II
Cellular component (GO): nucleus
Molecular function (GO): transcription cis-regulatory region binding; protein binding
Source: RefSeq, a predicted model, not a curated record
AUGAGUCUGCCUCAGCUUCCGAAAGAGUUGCUCCAAAUGAUUGCGGAGUAUUUGGUCUCUCACCGCGAGAUAAACCAUUUCUGCCAGACCAAUCGCGAGAUUUAUAAGAAACUAAUCGGCUACCUUUACUGGUACAACACGGAAUAUUACCGGAGCGAUGUCUUGCAGUGGGGAGCCAUUCACGGCCGCGCUGACGCCGUGCGAGCUGCCAUUCGACAUGGGGCGAAUGUCAAUACAUCGGCGAGGAUCUCUGGAACCACCCUACCAGAGCGAUAUCACUACUUCUGCCCUCUUCUCCAGAUGGAAAUGCGGGAGAUGGUUCAAAAUGGGGAACAGUUCGUCCUUCUCAACGGGGAUUCCACACCAUUACUACUGGCGGCUGGGGGAGGGUGUGAAGAUGUGGUCCAGGCUCUGCUCGAGGGCGGCGCAAAUCACAGGCACGGCGGGUCUAUCCGUAUGUCGCCGCUGCAUGCUGCCGCCGCUGGGGGCCACGCUGGUGUAAUCGAAAUCUUUUUGAAGAAUGCUGACUUCACGACCGAUGAUUGUUCGCGUGCGCUAGGAAUGGCUGCAACUUAUGGUCAUGUUGAAGCUGUGGAGACCCUGAUUCGCCACGGCGCUGACCACAAUGGUCCAUCCGAGCAUCCAGCUCUCAUUAGCGCGGCAAGACAAGGCCAUGUGGGCGUCAUUCGGACGUUACUGGAUCAUGGUGCUGACAUCCGGAUCAAAAACAAGAGUGCGCUUCUGCAUGCCAUUGAAAAGGAUCAUCCGGACGUGGUGCUUCUUCUGUUGGAAAGGGGUGAAGACAUCGAGUCACGCGAUUAUGAGGGCGUUACUCCACUGAUGCACUCUGUUCGGAUGAGGAGUGAGAAGGUCUUCGAUGUGCUGAUUGAACUUGGAGCAGAUAUCAAUGUGGUGGACGAGGAUAACCAGACGCUUCUUUGGUGGGCUCGCGAGAAAUACAAGUCCGGAGGCCCUGCAGCGAUACACAUUUAUUCGGUGUUGUCCUAUUUGGCCGGGAAAAGAUGA